Phalacrocorax carbo (great cormorant) is the source of this 8005-nucleotide messenger RNA. The record is from RefSeq and is a predicted model, not a curated record. NCBI's taxonomy places the organism in Eukaryota, Metazoa, Chordata, Aves, Suliformes, Phalacrocoracidae.
GGAGCCCUUGAUGCCUCUCGGCAUCCCCUGCCUUUGGAGGAGCUCUUCCUGGUCCCCUUUCCUCCACCCUCCCCGGUUUCUGUCCACGCAGCACCUCUGCAUCACCUAGCCUGCCUGCUUCCUCUGCUGUCUCAUAUGCCUUCACUUCUACAUUGCAUCUCCUUCUCUGGCAGUGGUCAGUUCUUGCCUUUGUCCCCUUUCCCCCACAGCUUGUGCAGGGCUUGGGUGCUCGGUCCUCUUAAACUUAACACACCACAAGCUUUCUCCAGUGAUCUCAGCCUGGUUGCUGCCCCCUCUGAACAGCUGGCUGAGAGAUGCUCUCCGGCCAUGAUGCUCUGGUCUCUGUUGUGUGACCCUCAGUGUGCUAGGAGGCAAAGUUUGGCAGUCUGUUGUUACAGGACCUGUUCUUAUAAUUGCAAGGGGUGCAAAAUCCCUUGGACUUCAUGCUUCAAAGAACAAGGCUGCACAGCAGUUCUGUUCAGUAUUACAUUGCGGUCCUGUGCACAUCCAGACCUGCUGCCAUUUUGGGUGUGCAGCCCUCAGGUAGCGUAUAUCUCUGCAAACGCCGCAUGUGCCAACUGUUUGCUGGCAGGUUUGAGCACUGGCCAACGGGUGGUGACUGUCCAGAAGGGGCCCCUCUACCGUGUGAGGGGGUCCCACGUCACACUGUGGUGCAAGGUGAGCGGCUACCAGGGCCCAGCGGAGCAGAACUUCCAGUGGUCCAUCUACCUGCCCUCGGCCCCUGAGCGGGAGGUGCAGAUCGUCAGCACUGUCGACCCCUCCUUCCCCUAUGCCAUCUACACCCAGCGCGUGCGCAGCCGGGGGAUCUACGUGGAGCGGGUGCAGGGGGACGCCGUCCUGCUGCACAUCACCGAGCUGCAGGACCGGGAUGCCGGGGAGUACGAGUGCCACACACCCAGCACCGACGAGAGGUACUUUGGGAGCUACAGCGCCAAGACGAACCUCUCAGUGAUCGCAGACACCCUCUCAGCUUUCAUGGCGCCCAAGGUCCUCACCUGUGCUGAAGGGGAUGCAGUGGAGCUCACCUGUGAGGUGUCCAAAUCCACCGCCCAGCACACACAUCUCUCUGUUGGCUGGUACCGUCUUCAGGGAGCAGCAGGAGAGCGCCGUGCCGAGGAGGUCCUCAUCCUCUCCAAGGACUUUGUCUUGAGGCCAGGGUCCAUGUACAUGCAGAGGUUUCUGGCAGGGGAUGUGCAGCUGAAUAAGAUUGGAAACACCACGUACAAGCUCUCCAUCAGGGGAGUGGAGCUGUCUGACCAGGGGCAGCUGUACUGUGAAGCAGCCGAGUGGAUUGAGGAUCCCGAUGAGACGUGGAAGGACAUCUCCCGCAAGCAAACAGGGAGGACAUCACUGGCAGUCACGAGCCAGGGUGAAGACCUCUCAGUGGACAUUACUGCUGCUGAAAUCUCCCUUUCUGAAGGUGAUACCUUGCAGCUGAAUUGCACAGUGGGAGUCCAGAAGGGCAGCAGCAGGCAAUUCCAAGUGCUUUGGCUCCUCAACAGCAUGAAAGUGGCCAGGGUUGACCCCCAUGGGAUACUGACUUGGGAGGAAGAAUAUGAAGAGAGAGCCAAUCUGGGGCAGCUCCGAGCAUUCAAACAAAGCAACACGGUUUAUGUCCUCACCGUCUACGAGGUGGGACUGAAGGACAAUGGUACAUACCACUGCUCUGUUUCGGAGAUGAAGACUCCUGGAGACUUUCACAGCAUCCAAACCAAACUGUCGUCAGGCAUCCAAAUCGACGUGAAGCCGAUAGGUCUCGGUCUGCACGCCACGCUGAGAACCCGAAUUGCCACCGUCACAUACGGGCAGAGUUUUGAACUCGUCUGCCAAGUGAGCUCUAGCUACACCCUCAAGGAAGUGCCGGUGUCUGUGGGGUGGCUGUUCCAGCCCAGCCCACCCACAGGCCACUACCAUGAGCUGGUCCGUGUUCUUCCCAACGGCACCAUGGCCUGGGGGGCAGCACAGCCACACUUUCAGGAGAAAGCCCAGCUGACGAAGGCUGCCACCUCCUUCAGGCUGCGCAUCCACAAUGCUGUGGCUGCCAAUGAGGGGAUGUACCAGUGUGAGGUGGAGAUCUGGAGGAAGAAGACCCUGACGAUGGGGCUGUCAGCAGCCACCACCAGGUCCAAUGUCGUGGGGAUAAAGGUGGUGCUGCCAGAAAGCAAGCUUCAGGUAUCUACGAAAGAGAGCUCUGUGGAGAUUGCCAACGGUGCUGACACAGCCAUCGAGUGCAGCAUCAUGUUUGCCCAGAAUAAUUCUCAGUUCGCGGUUACUUGGUACCUCCUACCUCCUCCUCCGGCAGAUGCAACCCCCCUGAAAAUCGUAAGGGCCAACUACAGCAGCAUACUGGAAUACGGGGCUGAGUUCAGCUCUCCUGCACAAAAGUCCCGGUUCCUGAGCCAGAGGGUGUCCAGCAACAUUUUCUGGCUGCGGAUACUCUCUGCAGACCCCAGGGACCAGGGCAGGUACUACUGUGUGGUAGAGGAAUGGCUCUGGCUGGUGGACAGCUGGUACAAACUCGGAGAGGGAGCAUCGGGAAUGACCACGCUGGAGUUCAAACUUCCAGAGCACAAACUGCACCUGGAGAAAAUGAACCACAGCAUCUCAUUGAGGGAAGGCGAAGAGGUGACACUGCACUGCCUGCUGCGGGGUGCCCACCUGCCACCCACCUCUUGGCCACCUGGUUUCAGGGGGAGGAGAGCGGCUGCGCCAGGCCCCUGCUCACCCUGCACCACAGCAGCGCCAUUGAGUACCACCGCCUGCACCUCCACCUCUGGCAACUUCAGCCUGAUGCUGCGCAGCAUGGAGAAAGGCGAUGCUGGGGUGUACCACUGCCAGGUGCAGGAAUGUCAGCUGCAGAGUGAGGGGAAGGACUGGGGUCUGCAAGCCCCGACACACACAGGGUACACUCAGCUCACCACCGUCCCGCCAGAGUCAACUGUUUUUUCUAGGAUCUGCUCAUCCCCAUCACUGCUGAACUUCAUCCUAUACUUACCACUGGUUUUGUUUCUUCUCCUGGCCCUUGCUGGCUUCUGCUGGUACUUAAAAUUCCACAAAAAGGGCAACAUCCCAGGAGACCAAGCAAUGGAACUUUAAGGGGCUGGAGAGGUCAAGAAAACCUAGCUGGUCUAUAAUGGCAGAUGUAACUUGAAGGAGCAGAGCUGGACGGCUGAGGAGGACUGAGUACUUGCAGCAGGGCUUUUUAUUGUUUUGCAGCAGCUCUUGCAAUAAAUCCUUGAAAUUGAGUGUUUACGUUCAAUGGAACAAAGCAGCUUUAAAUACUAACCAAACAGGGUUUUCAUAAACGGAUGUUCCUGUCUCUUAGGUUAGGUACCCACCCAUUCACACUAUGUUCAUUGUAGUAUAUUUGAGGUCUUUGCAGUAUGUGUCUCCCAGUAUGGAUGGAAGUGGUGGUAUUACCCUACAGGUUUAAGGGAAACACCAGCUCUUCUUGCACUGUGACACAGAAGUAUUAAACUGCUGCUUAUUUUAGGUGACUUGACAAAAUCUAUUUCGUGUGCAGGCUAAAAAACAGUGGCAGAGCCUGAAAUGGAAAGUUGGUGUCCCAUUUAAGGCAUUGCAUUUGCCUUUCCCCAUCCCUUGCUGGGGAACCUUUCAGACACUGUCCCCUCAUUCUGAGAGCACCAGUACCCAAAGAGCACCUUCUCCAAAAGAAAAUGGUUCUCCAUCAUAAAACCUGUCACAGGAAGAUGAGGACUGAGUAAGGCUGGCUGGGGUUGAAGAAAGUCCGUAGCAGGAGCACCACAACCAUCCACAAAAAACGAAUCCUAUUGACCCAAUAAGGGACUCACAUGGAGUCUUAGAUUCCAGAAGGAAGAAGCAGACACCAAGCCAUCUUGGAGAUGCCUGCACAAAGAUCUUCCAGUUCCUUCCUUUGCUGGGACUGUUGUAGGAGAAGGCAGCACCCAGCCCUGUGUGUGGGUCAGGAAGCUGCACAGCUGGGACCUGGUAUUAAACACCUCCAGGUUAUACCAUGUAAUGUAUUGGGAUUCAAAUGGGAUCAGCCACCAGCAGCUUACAGCACAGGGGCAGCCUAUAUCUGUAAAGAGUUAUGCGUGUAAUGGGGGUACUUCUGGAGCUGAGCCACUGCAGAGCUGGUGCCAAGCCCCCCAUUGCCUUGAGAGACAUCCUGGCAGACUCCCAACUGUGUCUUAGGGCAGUAUGGAGAGAAUAUGUAAAUCCCCAAGGCUCUCACCUGCAUAUAGAGGUCUUACUGGUCUGUGUGCUGGAUGGAUGAUGAACCCCUGUGCCCUCACUCUUGGAGAGGGGCCUUCCUGAGCAUGUGCCCCUUAUGCUAGCUGCAAAACCACCCGAGUCAUCCUCCUAGCUGCCACUGAGUCAUACACAGGCUAUGCCCCAGAAAUUUGACACAAGAAGCCAGUAGGGUACUAAGGGGUCUGUUUGUCCUGGCAAAGCCGUGUGGAUGUUGUGGGGCAGCUGCUCUCUGCCCUGGGAUCCAGCUCUGACUCACCUUUUCAAGGCUGAAGAGCUCUGCUACCUGAAGGCUGGCUGGCUGAUGCUUUAGGGGAAAGGUACUCAACCCCUAACUGUGCAAAGCGUUCCAUGGUUCCAUUGAGUUGUAAGGUCAGGUGCCAGGGCAACACUCGAAGCACCAUCCUCAGACAAAAGCAGCCAUAUGGAAAUCACAGCAGAGAUUAUAGACCUGCUUCCUUUGAUUAGAGUAGGGGUUGGAGACACCACAGUCCCUCUAGAUGAUCUGUUCAAGACCUUCACAUUCCUUACAACUAGAAAAAGCUGUCUGCCCUGUGUCCCAAGGAACUGGGAUGUGCUUCAGCCCCUUUCUCCUUGAAGAAGUGCUUUUUGUGCAAGUUUGAAGACUUACUGCUCCCGUUUCCCUGUUCAGCCACCUCCUCUGUCUGUACUGGUUGGCUCCAGCUUGUUCAGCCUGCAGGUUAUGUUUUCUGGACCUCAUGCAGCUUUUCCCUUUCCUGCCCUGAACCCCAGUUGUCUCUCCCAUGGCAUGAGUGCUCAGAGCCGCACAUGGGGUGCUCUGCAGAGGUUUCUCUGCCUUGUAGGUUACGUCCCAUUUACACAUCCCAGUAGGAUGUUUGAUUUUCUGUGUGCAUGUGACAGCAUGGCACUGUUUGCACUUGGCUAGCAAUUGGCAGGCUCCUCUCCUGCAGGCUUGCUGUCUAGCAAGUUGUUUCUCCACUGUGCUUUCAGGCUGUUGACUUUUCCUAUCUAACUGAAGCAACGUUUGCAUGGGUCUGUUGAACAGCUUUCCGCACCAGUUUGCGAAGGAUCCUGCUGUCUGUUUGUCUUAGUCCUGUCUUGAUAACGCAUUAACUCAUGGACCAGUUUCAGCCUGUUUUGACAGAGAAGCAGAUGCUCCCAGGACAUUAAACACCUAGAAGUUUCAAGAAAAGUGGUAGCUGGAUGAAGGAGAGGAGUCAGGCGAGUUGUCCCACGAAGGGAAGGCUGCAGUGUGAGUUGCCUGACAGCCAGCCGUAUGCUGGCUGCCUGGUGCCCAGCUCGUAAUUAGGGGAUACAGGAAGGAGGUGUAGGUGUGUCAGGGCAUGGGAGAGGAAAGAAGGAACAAUUUUUAACCAUAAGCUAUUAACAAUUAAUCUGUACGCAUAGUUUAUCUGCCGAUUUUGUGUUGUCCCUCUGUGUUUUCAUUUGGAUUGUUUCCUUAGCUUGCCCAUGAGAGUACCUUGGGAGCAUACUUCACAAACCUUGGUAAAGUCAAGAAUAUAUGACGCUUACUGCUUACACCUUCCCACUAUGCUUGCAGCCAUCUUGCAGGGGAGAUUAGACAGGUCUGAUAUGCUCUGUUCUUGUUUAAAACAAACCCCCAAAAGUUACUUUUUUCUUGCACUCUUUUAGGUGCUUGUAAGUACUUUGUCCCUGUACCUCCCAGAGCAUUGCAUUUAAGAAUAUGCGGGCGUUCAGUUUCCCCUUCUUUUUAAAAACAAUUUUGCCACUUGUUCUUUCACACCUCCUCAGGUGUUACCGCAGCAAACCACUAACAGACAGCUUGACGGCCCAUUCUUCAUGUAUCUUAGGAUGAACCUCAUCAGGACCAGCCUUCUGCUCAAAAAUCUAACUUAUUUAGGUUGCUACUCAUGACCAGGUUGCUGGGGUAGUGGCGUGGGACAGCUCCUACCCUGAUGCAGCAGUCGCAUGUGUGGGUCAAUCUCCAUAAGCUGUGCAAGCCCUGUGAGUGACCUGGCUGGGUUUGGUGCAUCCCCCAAGCCCAUGCUGGCCCCUUGCUCGGAAACCUCAGCACUCCAUUGCAGGUCUGUGGAGGUUUCUUUGCUGCCAUCUGAUCUUCAUGUAAAAAGCUACAGGUUCUACUGCAACAUGAGAUAUUUUGUGUCUGGUGGACUGGGGGAAGAAGGUGGGCAGAGAGAGGGAGGUUUCUCCACCAAUGGGGCACUUUCUUCUUCUGUUCUGUUUUCACUCAGUUAACCAGAGGCCUAUGUAAGUAUCAGCUUUCUUUUCACACAGGUUUAGAGGUUUUAAGUUUGUAAAGUGUGUCUAGGGCCUUGAUGAAAGGGCCUGCAAGAAGAAUGUGUGGUUUUGCACUGGUGGGGUUUUUCCUCUUUAUUUUUUUUCUGGCUUUUCUGGAUCACUGCCAAACCUUUCGGCUAUAUAUUUUUAAGAUGUAUUUUUUCCCAUGAGUGAACUUAGAAAGAGUUGUAACUUAUCACAGCAAAAGCUUCAAAACAGUCCUAUUUUUAAAGAGAACAUUUAACUCAGCUGAGGUAAAUGUAUGAGAGGGAGAGAGACAUGCGUGCAUGGUGGGUCAGGGGAUGGUGUUGAUUUUGAUGCUGGGGCUCUUGGCCACCUUUACCCACCCCCAUCAUGACUUUUUUCCCAAGGCCAGCCUCAGAUUAGAACACCUGAUAAAAAUAUAUAUUUAGCUGUUAUAAUCCCGUGAGGGAAAACAGUGCAGACCCUGCAGCAGAGGAGUGCCCCUGUUGCACCCCGUCCCCCAGAUGCGCCCUUGCCCAGGGAAUGUCCUGCAUGAGGGCAGCAUGUACUGGGAAGGUCCAGGGUCCUUUCCUAGGCUUUAAAGCAGCUUGAAGGGGCUACAGGGCAAAGCAGAGCUGGGUUCAAGAGGAAUUAAUCCACUGGGAAGCAGCUGCAUGGGGCUAUAGAAACACAAGAGCUGUGUUGUGCUCUUGUUUUUCCAUAGGAAGGUAUGGAAACUGUAAGGCAAGGGGGGAGCAGCGCUGCCUCCCAGGCAAGCGAGCACAACCCUGCAGCUUGGCAGACCCUCACUGUUCCAAAGAUGGAUGAUGUGAAGGUGGGACAGGUGGGAAUAUAACCCCUGCAUUGCAUUGCCUUCCUGGAACGCUUUUAUGGCACCUGCCUUUUGGGCAGGAGCAAGGCCAGUGCUCAGUGACUGCCGGGGUGGCUCACCCGUCAUGCAGUGGGACAAAGGGUCACACCAGUGACUCUCUCACCUGAAGAUGGGUGCACUGAGGACCUUUCACUGCAGGGCUCCUCUAUCCUGUGAGGGGGGAGGGUGGGCGUGAUGAGUUAGUUGCUGUGCAGGAGUGGUGGGAAGUGGCUUGCAAUCAAGGAGUUACUUUGCAUCCUCUGGCAGCCAAUGGCUCAGGGUUUCCUGGCCUUCGCUGGGAGCACAGGGCACGGCAGCAACAUGCUGUCCUGUACUGCCAGGGCAAGGUUACUCAGGAAGGAUGCCAAACUUUCAAGAAAUGCUUCCAACCAAAUGACUUGGAGUUGUCCUGGGAUGUCCCAUCUCAAGUAGCACCUCUUCAUUCCUUCCUAUUACCUCUGAGUUGGUUUUGAAAUUUGACAUUCAGUUUUCUUCCUGUGAUAAAAGAUUUAAAAAAUGGAAAUAAAAGAUGCAGUUUUUAUAUGUACUUUGAUCUCACUUGAUACCAUUUUAUAUUCCAUCAGCCUUGCUUGUUUCACGUGUCCUUUGGCCUUGGUCUUUGGCACCUAAGAUGAAGCAGAACCGCUCCUAGGA